AUGCUAGUGCAAAGUUUGUAUGGAAUCAUUAUAACAAUAAGUCAUGUUGCUGACACUUAUGGGAUGGUCAAUCUACAGAGUGCUGUUUCUGGGCUAAACAGAGGUCUUGCUGCUAGUGAAGAUGAUUUACAGAAGGCAGAUUCGGCUGCCAAGGAGCUUGAAGGUGUGGGAGGACCUGUAGAUCUCUCAGUUGAACUUGAUAAACUGCAAGGAAGGUGGAAACUGAUAUAUAGCAGUGCAUUCUCAUCUCGCACUCUAGGUGGAAGCCGUUCUGGCCCCCCAACUGGAAGACUUCUUCCCAUUAUUCUUGGCCAGGUGGCCCCCUACUUCGAAAAUUCUAAAUCUACCACUGAUUCCAUGGUUUGUUUUGAUCAGGUGUUUCAACGGAUUGACAUCUUAAGCAAAGAUUUUGAUAAUAUAGCAGAGCUUCAAUUAGGCACUCCGUGGCCUCUUCCACCUGUUGAGGUGACAGCCACCUUAGCCCACAAAUUUGAAGUCCUAGGAUCUUCCAAAAUUAAGAUAGUAUUUGAGAAAACAACUGUAAAGACGACAGGAAAUUUAUCACAACUUCCACCAUUGGAUGUACCUCGGAUACCAGAUGCACUAAGGCCAGCAUCUAAUACAGGUUCAGGUGAAUUUGAAGUUACCUACCUCGACUCUGAUACCCGCGUAACAAGGGGAGACCGGGGAGAGCUUCGUGUUUUUGUGAUCUCUUAAGUUUUGAAGAUGGGCAGUUUUCGAACCAUUGUUUGAAAUUCGAACUUCUGUCUGUAAUAGCAACUUCCUCUCUUUCCCUCUCCUUUUUUUUUUUUUUUUUUUUAUUAUGUAUAUCAAAUUGUAUAGAGAGAUUCAACAUGGACAACUGCUUUAAAAGUAGAAAUAUUGUAUGACAGUGUAUUCAUAGGUCUAUCAACUGUAAUG
Messenger RNA from Ilex paraguariensis (yerba mate), 921 nucleotides. Lineage: Eukaryota; Viridiplantae; Streptophyta; Magnoliopsida; Aquifoliales; Aquifoliaceae. The record is from the annotation of a GenBank genome assembly.